GAAGGGCAAAGAGGCUUCGCCGAAGCGAACAGGGCUGGCCUUGGGUGGGGGGCAGCGGAGGCGGACAGAAAGAAGUUUGCGGGAAGAAAGGAAAUUGUACAAAGAAUCCCAUCCAUGAUCCCACGUUACGUUUAGUUGCUAUGUCUCCUUAGCCUCCUCUGGUCUGUGACAGCUUCUCAGACUUUCCUUGUUUUUGAUGACCUUGACAGUCUUGAGGAGUACUGUUCAGACAUCCUUCUACGGCCGCUUCAGGCACUUCUUGGAUAUCAUCGAUCCUCGCACACUCUUUGUCACUGAGAGACGCCUCAGAGAGGCUGUGCAGCUGCUGGAGGACUACAAGCAUGGGACCUUGCGCCCAGGUGUCACCAAUGAACAGCUCUGGAGUGCACAGAAAAUCAAGCAGGCUAUUCUACACCCAGAUACCAAUGAGAAGAUCUUCAUGCCUUUUAGAAUGUCAGGUUACAUUCCUUUUGGAACGCCAAUUGUAGUUGGUCUUCUGUUGCCCAACCAGACGCUGGCAUCCACUGUCUUCUGGCAGUGGCUGAACCAGAGCCAUAACGCUUGUGUCAACUAUGCAAACCGCAAUGCUACCAAGCCUUCUCCUGCAUCCAAGUUCAUCCAGGGCUACCUGGGAGCUGUCAUCAGUGCUGUCUCCAUCGCUGUGGGCCUUAAUGUCCUGGUUCAGAAAGCCAACAAGUUCACCCCGGCCACCCGCCUUCUUGUCCAGAGAUUUGUGCCGUUCCCCGCUGUAGCCAGUGCCAACAUCUGCAACGUGGUCCUGAUGAGGUACGGGGAGCUGGAGGAAGGCAUCGAUGUCCUGGAUGGUGAUGGCAACCUCGUGGGCUCCUCCAAGAUUGCAGCCAGACACGCCCUGCUCGAGACGGCGCUGACGCGAGUGGUCCUCCCCAUGCCCAUCCUGGUGCUCCCCCCGAUCGUCAUGUCCAUGCUGGAGAAGACGGCUCUCCUGCAGGCACGCCCCCGGCUCCUCCUUCCCGUGCAAAGCCUUGUGUGCCUGGCGGCCUUCGGCCUGGCCCUGCCACUGGCCAUCAGCCUCUUCCCGCAGAUGUCAGAGAUUGAGACAUCCCAAUUAGAGCCUGAGAUUGCCCGGGCCACGAGUAGUCGGACAGUGGUGUACAACAAGGGGCUGUGAGUGGUGGCCAGCCGGCCUGGGGCGGGAGCAGGAUCCAGGCCGGGGGGGGGGAGUUGGGGGCAGGACGGAGGCUCUGGGUCUGGUCCGGAGCCACCUGGGGGAGCACUGGACCCACAGUGGUAGGGAGACUAAUCUAUUCACAUGUUAACAUACGGGAGAGGAAUUCUGACACAUUUCCUGUAAAAAACAAUCAAGUGCAUUUCUGGGCCUUACGUGGGGUUGUCAAAACUCUACUUAGCACAAUUAUGUGUGAAGCUGAAAAUUUGUAGAGUGCCCACUGGGUAGAAUUAGGAUCCUUUUAUACUUUGGUUUUAUUUUUUAUUUUUAUUUUUUAUCAGAAUCAAGUCUGAGCCUUGGUUGCAGCUGCCCAGACACAGCAGCUGACUGAUGGGGGCUGCAGGAGUAGGCCUGGGGGCUGGUUAGUUUGCAGUGGGGCAGGGAGAGUCAAGAGAUUCUGGUGGCCAGGCCCAGUGGCUCCCUGGGCUGGGCUGGGCUGAACUGGGGGCAGGUGGUGGGGAGGCAGUCUACACCUCACAGGAUGAACCAGCAGCUAUGACCGAGGUCCUCAGGAGGUGGCCCAGGGAGUCAGGAGCACUGGAGGCCUCUGCAAGAUUUUGUGGGUAGUUGGCUCUGAGCGUGGCUGGUCCUCAACCAUGCCACAACCUGCAGAACCAAUCCCUCUGCGUGAAACCCAGUGCGUGGGGCUGGGGUCACCCUUCGUGGAACCCUGCUGAUCCAUUCGAGGCCCCUGAAAUGACCCCAGCUCCAGGCAAGAAGCCCCAAGAAGAAAUGAUGUUUGGCUGGAAUUGUGGGCCUGCACUUUGACCUCUGCAGAAAGAUCCUCCUUGUAGUCACCAGGCUGGAAGCUGGGCUGAGGGUGGGGCUGGAGCUGGAGCCGGGCUGACUGCCGUCUGGGGGGCCUCUUCAGCACCCCCCCAGGCCGUCUGCCCCAUCCCACCGCUUCCUGAGUGGGAGGGUCUUCUGCCUGAGGGCGGAGGCCAGGUUUCUAGGCACCUAUCUGAGAGUCAGCCUCAAGCCAGGAACUGCAGGCUCUGGCUAUGGCACGAAUGGGCUGUGUGACCUUGGAGGAGCCCACUCCCCUCUCUGAGCCUCUACUCCCUGUCCGGAACCAGAGGACUGGAUCAAGGGGUUCCCACCGGCUCUUCCAGCUGGACCUCGUCUUUGCCUGUCCCGCUCAGAUGCCGGUCAUCCCAGGCACAUCCCCAAUGUGGACACUGGACUGGGAAAGGGGCAGGCCCCUUUGGGAAUGGCCAGCAGUUGGCCUCAGAACCUGGACCUUAACUUUCUGUACAUGAGCCCACAUCCUGGGAACACUUGACCUUUGCCAAACACUUUUCAGUUCUGAAGGAGGAGAUGGCGAGGGUGGCUGCACCCACGUGUGGCUCCACACCCAUGUGCCACCUCUCACCCUGCACUGGCCUCCGAGGCCACUUGCUGCUGGCUCCUAUCUCCUCCUACGUGGGCCAGGAAAAGGAGAGGUCUGCCGGGGCUCUGCAGAAGAAAGCGGGGCAAGGUGGGGGUGAACAGGGCAAACAAAGGGGAAGCGUGGGCCUCAUUGGCCUCUCCCCCGACCUCAACUGGAAUGGAGCCCUCAACAUUGCAGCCUCAGGCCUCCCCUCCCCUGGUGACUCCACCUGGGGAAAGACGUGGCUGGAGGUGAACACAGGUGCAGGAAAAGGCCAGUGUAGGGCAGCGAGGGUGUGGCCAUGGGCGGCCCUCACCCUCCUCAGUGCAGGGGUGCUUGUGGUAAGGUGGGUCUGCCACAGGCAUUGACACCGGGCACCCCUCAGAAGCCCCUGCUGCCCUCGCUUCUCAGGCACUUCCCCAGGCCCUGCUAUUUCUGCAGGAUGAUGCCCUGAGGGCCCCCCCCCCGCCCCGCACUGUCCUGAGGAGGCAGCACCGCGCCCCCGCCCCCCAGUCAGGAGAGGGUGAAAAGCAGAACAAGUAGGGAGAACAAAACGGUAGAGGGAAAGGUUGUCACCGUGUUAGAGGGGCAAGUAUUUUUGAGCUAAUCCUGCCAUAAUAUGACUGUGCCAAUGGCGGGCUGGGCAUGUCUGGGUCCCCUUUUGAAAAGCUCUCUUCUAGCUCACCCUGCCCCACCUCUCACUGGGUCUUGUUCUUGCGCACUUCACCUCAAGACCAAAACUGCUCUCCCCAGCCCCACUCCCACCCCCUCUGGAGGCCUGGAGGAGAUGGGGUCUCUCUGACUCUCCCCCCCCGCCGCCACCGUGCUGGCUGCCCCGGCCCAGCCCCACCCCAGCCCCGGCCCCGUGGCCUUGGCAUCUCAUAACUGACUUACUUUGUCUCCUGGAUGAUUUCUGGUCCUACUCCCACAUGCACUUUCAGGUGAGCCAAGGGGACUCCUCUUUGGGGAGGGGAUUGGCAGAGGGUCUGUAUAACUCAGGGUGAUGGUAGAGGCCCGGUGUGCCAUGCUGCUUAGAUAAACCCUAGCUUGGCUAUGGAAAACACCACGAGGGAAAACUUUCGGCCAACAUCCAUCCCCCACUCAGCUGAGGCCAAAGGAAGGGAGGCGUCGUGGGCAGACUGGCUCACGACUGGGGAGGAGGCUGGCCCGGGCCCCACAGUUAGGGGGUAGCUGGGCCAGCUGUGUCAGAAUACAGGGCACCCCUGCCACCCCGGUUCUCUAGGCCUGGUGUACUGGCCCACCUUCUCCUGUCACAAGUGACCUUCUCCUGGUCACUUCAGACAUUCCCUCAGGCUCGGGGAUGCCCUUCUCCCAUUUCCAGAGAACAAUCCGAUGGUGCGGGGACCAAAAGCCCAAGAUGUCUAGACAGCAGCUGGGUCGAGGUGGCUGACAGCCCCCUUUCUACUUCCUGAUUGUGAGCUGGCUUGUUUUCUGUCCAGAGCCCCCGGCCUGGGAGUGGGGUGGGGUCCUGAGAGAAGAAAGGCCAGAGGCCAGAGGCCAGAGGCAAGGUGGUUUUCCAGCCCCUGGCUUGGUGUGAGUGAGGCACCAGCGCACAUGCCUUAGCCACACCGAGGAGACUUUGCAGUGUCUUUUUAACCUUCUCAGAAAAUUUCUCAAUCUCUGAUUUAUGUAAUACUAAUGAGCUGUGGGCAAUAAAUGAUGGAUUUAAAGCC
Molecule: messenger RNA, 4270 nt
Organism: Ailuropoda melanoleuca (giant panda)
Lineage: Eukaryota; Metazoa; Chordata; Mammalia; Carnivora; Ursidae
Gene: SFXN5
Product: sideroflexin 5
Exons: 15
Coding region: 197-1150 (317 amino acids)
Biological process (GO): monoatomic ion transport; mitochondrial transmembrane transport; citrate transport
Cellular component (GO): mitochondrial inner membrane
Molecular function (GO): citrate transmembrane transporter activity; monoatomic ion transmembrane transporter activity
Source: RefSeq, a predicted model, not a curated record